AUGGCCGCCAGACUGGAGCCUCGACUUGCACGAUCCCGUGAUCGUUGCAAAGCAAAGAAGACCCGCUGUCUUCCCUACUUUGAACACGUACAUCCGCUAUACCCCUUCUUGGAUCGCAAUGACUUCAAAAACCAUGCAUUCGAUAACGAGCUGGCGGAUCAUUUGACAAGCAAUGCCCCUUUCUCAGCACUUUACCCCACAGUCUUGGCGCUUGACUGCCUAUAUGUCCAAGGCGGAUCAUUCGAUACGGGAAAGGGCAAGGCCUGGAGAAUCUUUCAACAUGCGCUAGGUCUCUUCCCAGAGAUCCUGCUGCCCCCGGAGGCCUUGCUCGAUGUUCAAGGAAUAUUCGCCAUGAACUUCUCCUGCAUUCAAAUCAGCAGAAUUCUGAUCACCGAGGCGGCGAGAAUGGUCCAGUGUCUGGGCUACAGUGCUGCGGUCGAAUGCUUUUUCUGCAGCCGUGCUCCAGUAAGUCUCGCCCAAGCUACCAUUGCCCCCAGAGCAACCCGGAGUGAUGAUGCCGUGGACAGACGGUCGGAGCAGGCAAUCUCCUGGACAGAACCGUCGGGUGAAUUGUUGCCGGGACAAACACCUCUCCAGAAUUCGAUGGAUGUUCUGCAUAGUGGUAUUAAUGCGACAAGCAUGGGAUUCGACGAAUUAUUCUAUCCCAGCGAUCCUCGUCAGCCGACAAUGGGGACAUUGAACCCACCGGCGAGUGAGCUUUCGGCGUUGGUUGAUUUCUCGUUCUGGAGUUGA
Messenger RNA from Aspergillus ibericus CBS 121593, 753 nucleotides. Its product is annotated as fungal specific transcription factor domain-containing protein. NCBI's taxonomy places the organism in Eukaryota, Fungi, Ascomycota, Eurotiomycetes, Eurotiales, Aspergillaceae. The transcript is spliced from 5 exons. The coding region runs from base 1 to 753 and encodes 250 amino acids. The record is from RefSeq and is a predicted model, not a curated record.